AUGUUUUGCUCGAAGGAAUCAAGGUUUGUUGUCCUUCUUUUUGCAUUGAUGACCUCUCUAACCGUGCUUUCCCACUCAGUAGAGGUAACGACCGUACUGACCACAUCAACAAUCACUGAAAUCGCCGUCGUUACUGCUUCACCACAACCAAAAAACAAUGCGGAAGCCGUUUUGAAUACUGCGACCAACAUAAUCCAGACCAUGCAGUUCAUUUUCAACUGCGCACCGUUCAAGUGGAAAGGCCCUCUGAAAAUAACCUCAUGCGCCCUGAACUUCAUCGUCCUACUACUCACUGCCUGGGGUUACCUCCUGAAGUACUUACAAGACAAAAACUUGGAUAAUGAUGCUGAUAUGGAACAGAUGGUAGGGCUCGGCUUUGGCGAGAUGGUCGGCAGGACUAUCGGACUGGGCGUUGGAAAAGCUUUCACCAGAAUGGACAUCACUCAGAGGCUAGUGUAUCCAAUCGAGGCAAGCCAUCGGCAAAAAUGUCUGGUCAUGACCGUCGGAGAAGACUCGAUAGUACCGCUUCAUGAUUUGUCUACCGAGAUAUGUUUCGACCACAACACAUUCGAUUCCCUUUCUCGCCGUAACCAUGGCAGUGUUUCUGCUUUAGAUACGGUCUCUGUAGGCGCCUUGGGUUUGGCAGAUAUCCCAUCAGGGAUGUCUGCUGUGAGCGAACUCUACACACAUUUUGGAGAUUAUACGGUGGAAGUUCUCAGUGGCAUCAUGAAACUGGCCUCUAUCAUCAACAGAGAAGGCUGGCAGAACGAAAAGAGUGGAUUUGUGGUCCUCUCGAGGGACCGGCCCAACGAGACGCUACUAAGCGUCCACAUGUACAGUUCAGGCCUGUUGUAG
This is a messenger RNA of Saccharomyces kudriavzevii IFO 1802, 855 nucleotides long. RefSeq lists its product as uncharacterized. The coding region runs from base 1 to 855 and encodes 284 amino acids. NCBI's taxonomy places the organism in Eukaryota, Fungi, Ascomycota, Saccharomycetes, Saccharomycetales, Saccharomycetaceae. The transcript has a single exon. The record is from RefSeq and is a predicted model, not a curated record.